AACACCAUGCCGUCACCCGCCUCCCUCUUCUUCUUCUUCCUACUCUGUUUUCUUUCAUUUUCCAUUUCCGAUCAAGACAAUGAAACCAAUGCCUUCGAGGAAUCACUUCUCCACCAGGCCUGCUUCAACACCACCGCGCACGAAGCCUGCUUGCUGCGCAUCCGAGGGUCCCCCGCCAGCCGCCUCUCCCGUCCCAUCUCCAUCCUCCAAAGCGCCGUCCGCGGGGCCAUUGAUGAGGCCGUGCGUGCCGCCGGCACCGCCUCCGACCUCGCCGACGCCUCCGCCAGCCUCCGCGAGGAGACGGCGCUCCGCGACUGUGCCGAGCUGCUCAGCUUCUCCGUCGACGAGCUCGACUGGUCGCUGGCCGAGAUUGGCCGGCUAGUCGCCACCAGCCGUUCCGCUAGCAGCGAGGCCAACCUCCGCGCCUGGCUCAGCGCGGCCCUCGGCAACCAGGACACCUGCCUCGAGGGCUUCGACGGCACUGACGGUCGCGCCCGUCGCCGCAUAGAGCGGCGGAUCGCGGAGCUGACGCAGCUCGUCGCCAAUUUGCUCGCCAUGUACAAACGGAUGCGGAGCAUCAUCCCGCACGCCUCUCCCCCGAGAAACAACACCAAGAGGAUCCCCGCACCGUUUCCGCCGCCGUCGUGGGUGGCGGCGGAGUCAGAUCUGAUGCGUGCAAGCAUGAAGUCACUUCGCGUCGAUGCAGUGGUUGCGUCGGACGGCAGCGGGCGUUACCGGUCAGUCAGCGAGGCGGUCAACGCUGCGCCAAGCUACAGCGCGAGAAGGCACGUCAUCUAUGUGAAGAAGGGGGUGUACGUAGAAAACGUGGAGGUGAAAAAGAAGAAGAGAAAUAUAAUGAUGGUCGGAGACGGUAUCGGAGCGACGGUAAUCACCGGAAAUAGAAACUUCAUGCAGGGGUGGACUACCUUUAGAACUGCUACCUUUGCGGUAUCUGGGCCGGGCUUCAUCGCCCGGGACAUCACCUUUCGGAACACUGCUGGAGCGGAGAACCACCAGGCGGUGGCGCUGCGCGUCGACUCCGACCGUUCCGCCUUCUUCCGGUGCAGUAUCGAGGGUCACCAGGACACGCUGUACGCCCACUCGCUCCGCCAGUUCUACCGCGACUGCCACAUUUUUGGCACCAUCGACUUCAUCUUCGGCAACGGGCUCGUGGUGCUCCAGCGCUGCCACAUCCACACCCGUCGCCCGCUGCCGGAUCAGAAGCCCACCAUCACGGCGCAGGGCCGGAAGGACCCCAACCAGAACACCGGCUUCUCCCUCCAUGGCUGCUUCGUCCAUGCCAACUACCCGACCUACUUGGGCAGGCCAUGGAAGGCCUUCUCGCGGACCGUGAUCAUGCAGUCGUACCUGGGCGCGCAGGUGCAGGCCGGCGGAUGGCUUGAGUGGGCCGGAGAUUUCGGACUGAGCACGCUGUGGUACGGCGAGUACGGGAACUACGGGCCGGGCGCCAGGUUGAGCGGCCGCGUGGGGUGGCCCGGCUACCACGUCAUCCGCGACGCGGCGGUGGCAGGCUUCUUCACAGUCCGGCGGUUCAUCGACGGCCUCACUUGGCUGCCGCGUACGGGGGUCGAAUUCACCGCCGAUCUCUAUAAAUAGCUACCUGUUUACGUGCUAACUAAAAUUUUCAGUUAAUUAAUUAGAUACAUUUAUGCCAGAUAUUAAUUGUUGAAUGAUCCACCAGUUCAGCUGUAUGGAUUUGUAUUGGAUUUCAUGGUUCGCUUCUAGUAGAAAUAAAAUGA
This is a messenger RNA of Zingiber officinale, 1760 nucleotides long. Its product is annotated as pectinesterase-like. The record is from RefSeq and is a predicted model, not a curated record. NCBI's taxonomy places the organism in Eukaryota, Viridiplantae, Streptophyta, Magnoliopsida, Zingiberales, Zingiberaceae. The transcript has 2 exons. Gene Ontology annotation, biological process: cell wall modification. The coding region runs from base 7 to 1617 and encodes 536 amino acids. Gene Ontology annotation, molecular function: pectinesterase inhibitor activity; pectinesterase activity.